Messenger RNA from Theobroma cacao (cacao), 1237 nucleotides. RefSeq names its product coatomer subunit zeta-2-like. NCBI's taxonomy places the organism in Eukaryota, Viridiplantae, Streptophyta, Magnoliopsida, Malvales, Malvaceae. Gene Ontology annotation, cellular component: COPI vesicle coat. The record is from RefSeq and is a predicted model, not a curated record. Gene Ontology annotation, biological process: retrograde vesicle-mediated transport, Golgi to endoplasmic reticulum; intra-Golgi vesicle-mediated transport; intracellular protein transport.
AACAACUUGCACAUACAUAUAACUGAAAGCCCAACUAACCGCAACCUUCUCUUCAUUCAAACAUGGCUCGCUUCUUUUCCUCUAGGGAUUCAUGCCCUGCAGUAAAGAACAUUCUUAUUCUGGACUCUGAAGGGAAACGUGUAGCAGUUAAGUACUACUCGGAUGAAUGGCCAACAAAUAGUGCCAAGUUAGCUUUUGAAAAAUCUCUCUUCACAAAGACACUCAAAUCAAAUGCUCGUACGGAAGCUGAAAUCACAAUGUUUGAUAGCAACAUUGUUAUCUAUAAGUUUGUCCAGGACCUCCACUUCUUUGUAACUGGGGGUGAUGAUGAAAAUGAACUCGUACUAGCCGGUGUGCUUCAGGGGCUCUAUGAUGCAAUUUCUCUUCUUGUGAGGAACACUAUUGAUAAAAGGGAGGCACUUGAGAACUUAGAUCUCAUCUUCUUAUGCAUUGAUGAAAUUGUUGAUCAAGGGAUGAUACUCGAAACGGAUGCAAAUGUUCUAGCAGGAAAGGUGGCAAUCCAAAACAUGGAAGUUUCAGCACCAUUGUCUGAGCAGACAAUAAGUCAAGCAUUGGCUACAGCUCGUGAACACUUGACAAGAACACUUCUAAAAUGAUAUCUGUGUUCCCAGAGCCUUCUUCACUUUGAUUUAAUCCCAUUUUGGCAGUUGGCACUUGGUUCUUCUAUAUGUAAUUCCUUUUUAUUCUUUUCUGAGCUUGAAACAUGACCGCCCCCCAAUGUGUUGUGGGCUUUUAUUUCUAUCCAAUCAAUCAAAAUAAUGGAAAUAGAUAGCAAUUCUGUCAGUUUUUGCUCAAUUAUUGAUCCGGGCUUAAUUUACAAUGCCAAAUAUUUUGGACCAUAGCGUGCACCAAAGGGGAAAUAAAUCUUUGAUGAAUCUUAUCUGUUCCACCGGCUCUCAUCAUUUCAACUCCUCUUUCCUUUGCCUACUAGAGAAAAAGUUGAUUGCUACAAGCCCUUGAAGAAGCUGGAAAAGAAGAAAAAACCUUUGCCCGCCCUCUUUGAAUUUCUUUAUGCCUAGGACUGACAAGGGAUCGCACAUUUAAUGGGUGGGAUGUCACUUCUUUGGCUCUUUCAGCAAAAUAGAUAAAGAGCCGUGUAUUUUACUGCUAUAGCUAUCACACAAGUCUUGUUGGGUCAAUGAAGCAUUAGAUCGCAGCAUCUUGUCCUGUCUUUGAGGGUUGGAUGCUGCGGCUUACCAAUACCAUGGACCCAAGC